Sinocyclocheilus grahami is the source of this 1602-nucleotide messenger RNA. Its product is annotated as vasoactive intestinal polypeptide receptor 1-like. Gene Ontology annotation, cellular component: plasma membrane. The transcript has 12 exons. The record is from RefSeq and is a predicted model, not a curated record. Gene Ontology annotation, biological process: cell surface receptor signaling pathway; adenylate cyclase-modulating G protein-coupled receptor signaling pathway. Gene Ontology annotation, molecular function: peptide hormone binding; G protein-coupled peptide receptor activity. The coding region runs from base 155 to 1396 and encodes 413 amino acids. NCBI's taxonomy places the organism in Eukaryota, Metazoa, Chordata, Actinopteri, Cypriniformes, Cyprinidae.
GUAGGACUGAGCAUUUGUGCCGAACGGCAGCGAGCAGUAUGGUUGGAGACAUCGAGACUUCUGGAAAAAAUCCAAAGAUCUAACAGAGGCUCCUGCGUUAUUUGGUUAUACACUAACAAGCUUCAUUCUUUCCUAUUAUACCGGAGUCUUAAUUAUGUUUCUCUUCAAAACCUGGUCAACUGUAAGACUGGUCGCCGUCUUACUGAGUUUGGGGAUUCAGCAGAGCACUUGGAAAGCAGUGGAAACGAUUAAUCCAGAAUGUGCUGUGGUGGCUGAGCAUAUGAGGGCUCGAGAGCAAUGCAUUCACACUCAAAGACAAGAGGCCCGCAACAGCAACAAUAUCACCGGGUGUCGUACUGAGUGGGAUGACUUUUGGUGCUGGUACAGGGCAGAGGUCGGACAGGUUGUCAACGUCUCCUGUCCCGAAGUGUCUCAGUUCUUUGCGAUUAAUAAUGGUUUCAUAAUUAGGAAUUGCACCAAGAGUGGCUGGACCAAAGUCUACCCAUCCUAUGAGAAUGCUUGUGAGAUUGUGGAGGAUGUGGAAUCGGAAUCCGAGGUGAAAACUUCACUCCAUGCAAUACUAGGACUGCAGUCAAAUGAACAUACAGUACAUCUUGACAGAGCAAUUAUAGCACUAAUACUGAAUUCUGAAUGUUUUCCUCUUCAGACCUCUUGCAAGGCGGCAGUGGCUUUCUUUCAGUUCAGUAUCCUGGCAAACUACUUCUGGCUGCUGGUUGAGGGGAUGUAUCUACAGACUCUUCUAGCUCUAACUUUUGUCUCACAAAAGAAGUAUUACUGGUGGUACAUACUUAUUGGCUGGGGUCUACCAACACUAAUACUGACCAUCUGGGUUCUAGCAAGGAAUUGUUUUGAUAACAGAGGGUGCUGGGAUGACACAGAUGUUGCUUACUUUUGGUGGAUUAUCAAAGGACCCAUCACAGUGUCUCUCCUGAUGAAUUUCUUCAUCUUCAUAAAUGUGAUCCGGAUUCUUGUGCAGAAGCUGAAGUCUCCAGGAAUGGGUGGCAGUGAUACCAACCACUUCAUGAGACUGGCCAAGUCUACCCUUUUCCUGAUUCCUCUGUUUGGCAUGCACUACAUGGUUUUUGCCUUCCUGCCAGAGAACACAGGAGAAAACGCUCGCCACUUUCUUGAACUCGGCCUGGGUCCCUUUCAGGGUUUUGUUGUGGCUCUAUUAUACUGUUUUCUCAAUGGAGAGGUCCAAGCAGAACUGAAGAAGAGACUGUGGAAGUGGCAGACACAAAAUUAUUUGAGAUACAGUAAGAGAAGACGAACCCUCUUUACUGAGAGCAGCACAGUCACACAAAUCUCAGUUUUAGAGAAGUCCAGCCCUAAGCUGCCCUUAACUGAGUCACACAACAGUGUGUCAUCCGUCUGAAAUCAAGCUUUAAAUUUCAUCUCAUUCCCUGUUUACCUUCCUCUCACACAUUACUGAAACAAGCUUUCUUGUUGCUUGAUGCUGAUAAGAGAAUACUCUCUAUUUUUGCAUUAUGCAGAAGCACAAACCAUGUUGUUUAGUUUCCUCUACUAAUUGAAAUGAGAUGCACUGACUAUUUACAGACCAAAUUAAAGGGACAGUUCACU